AUGGAUCCUACAAGCGAGAAUCCGGAUGACUUGCGGAAGAGAAAGCGCGAUCCCAGUGUCGCCCCGUCGCUCCCAGACGUGCCUUCGCCCGGCGACAUUGGCAGUGAUGUUGCAGCGUUUCGUUCAGGCCAAGCUGUAGAAGGAUUAUCCGGAUCAACUGCUCCAUUGGAUGUUGCAGCUCUCCCAACGGCGCGGGUCUCAAAACUGCCCAAUUUCGUAGCCGCGCCGAACAACUCGCGUUUCUUUCUUACUCCAGAUGUUCCCGUCAACAGAGCAACCUUUAGAUAUACACCAGCGGGUGCUGCCGAGCCGGGAAAACUCGUCCUUCAUCGUUCAAUCGAGAAUGCACCAACGACAGUCCGAUUCAGCUGGGAGGAUCGCUCUCCUCAUAUUCGCAUCUCACAGGACGGCUUGACUAUAGAAGGUUUCGGAGGUUUCAGGAGUGCUCGUUGCAAUGUUCCUGUGCGAGAGGGGAAAUGGUACGUCGAGUUCAUCAUUGAACGCGCCGAAGACACGGAUGGCCAGAACCUUGGCAAACAUGUUCGAAUCGGUUGGGCGAGACGAGAAGCAUCCUUGAACGGGCCCGUUGGUCUGGACGGGUAUAGCUACGGACUGCGCGACGUUACCGGCGACUGUGUGACGCUCUCCAAGCUACGGCCGUACGGUCGCCCAUUCAAACAAGGCGAUGUCGUCGGCAUGUACAUUUCACUUCCUCCAAAACGCCACGCGGAUCCCAAUGAUCCACUGGACCCUGCACGCCUGUUGCGGAAACGCAUCCCGAUCGGUCUCAAACUACAGCCUUAUUUUGAAACAGCGGAGUAUCCAAUCUCGAGAGAGAUGAAGGCACUCUCAGAACAGGACGACCGGCUACCACCUCCUGUCACGUCUGGCAAGAAAAGGAAAGUGGAGGCACGGCCGGCAAAGAACGUUACUACCGGUGAACAAGGUCCACUUCGACCACUGCCCGUGCUUGAAGGAUCUGUCAUUGCCUAUUUCAUCAACGGCGAAUGUCAAGGAACGGCAUUCACCGACAUCUAUGACUAUUUGCAAUUGCGUGAGACGACGAAACGCAAAGCCGCUAAAGACCGACAAGCUCUAAACCUAAAGGAGCGGCACAACCCUUUUGAUGAUGGCACUCUUGGCUACUACCCGAUGGUGUCAUUGUACCAUGAAGCCGUUGUUCGAUUAAACGCCGGCCCAGAUUUUCAGUUUCCCCCUCCAGACGACAUCGACGCGGUCCUCGGAAGGGUUGAGACUCCUUCGAUGACACGAACGUGGAAGCCGCUCUCGGACCGCUACGAACAAUUUGUCGCCGAGACGUUUGAACUGGAUGAUUUGGAGGAGGAAAUGGCAAAGGAGCGACUCGCAAAUAAGGACAUUGAAAUCAUUUCGGUGGACCCAGAAAAGGCAGCGCAGAGAGAGAAAAGACGAAAGCGAGAUGAAGCUCGCCGUAAAGCAAAGAAAGAGGGUGCACAAGCGGCCUCUGCAAGGGGGAAUAGUGCAUCUACACGCGCACAUUCUGGGACACCCCAACCGCUUUCUUCACAACCAGGAAGUACACCCCAGAUACCCGCAUCUACGCCAGCGGCCAAUCAGCUAGACGCUACCCCGCCUCUGUCCGAUACUGGAUUUGGUGCUCAGAAGAGGGCGCAAAGUGGGGACCACGAUGGGUAUGGGAUGUACUUAGAUGUCGCAACUUCGUCGAGAGAACCAUCGGCCCUCCGUGAUCUCAGUUCUGGGAGUUCACCUAUGCCGGUCAAGGUGGAGGGAGGGAGCCCUGCUAUUCAAUCUCCUAUGCAACAAAGUAGGGAAAUGGAAGUAGACGAAUAA
Serendipita indica DSM 11827 is the source of this 1830-nucleotide messenger RNA. The record is from the annotation of a GenBank genome assembly. Lineage: Eukaryota; Fungi; Basidiomycota; Agaricomycetes; Sebacinales; Serendipitaceae.